CGUCCUGCUGUCGAGCCCCAGCUGCAGUUCUUCUGAGCCCGGCGAGCGGCGCAGAGCCCUGUGCCCGAGGAGCGGCCCGGGCUGGCGGCCGCGCUGGCUACAGCGGACGGCGCUGCAGGGCGAGAGAUGAUGGCUUGACAGUCCCCUGGUGGGGGUCCGCAGGCCAUGUUCUCCCCGUGCGACGCUGACUGUGACAUCGCUGAUUGGCUGGCCACCAUCCAUUUGGAGAGAUACCAGGAAACCUUUAAGCAGCAUGGGUACCAAGUGGCCAGAGAUGCUGUCUCCCUGGGUAACGAGGACCUGCAGCGGAUCGGCAUCACUGCCACUGGGCACCGCAAAAGGAUCCUGAGUCUGGUGCAGCAGACGCAGCUGUUGGUGCAAGACAAAGGCAGGCCCAUGGCCAGAGAUGCCUGUGCCAAGCCUGGCACAUGUACAGAGCCCCUGGAUGUGCCCAGAGUGUGCCAAGCAGGCACGGAGAACAAUGGUACAAGUACUGCUAAUGGAGCCCCAGUAGCAGCCAUUGAUGGGCUUGGGAACCACCAGUGCUCAGCUGGCCCCAGCCAAAACCCAUCUCUGGAGAGGGAGCCUGCUCCACCCGUUGCCAAGCCGGUACCCAAGCCCAGGACGUUCUUUCAACGCCCUAGCCGAGCAGUGAGGCCAGAGCAGGGCCUGGUGCCCACGCCGCUGGCACGGACAUCGGUGCCAACACGCAAACCUGGCUGUGAGGGGCCUUCUGCUGCUUUUGUUGUACACGAGGGGUUUGUGCCAGGGGAAAGCUCCAUGGAUCUUGGGCACUCGGAGUUCACCCUGGAGCAGCAGGCCGGCUCAGGAGAGAGAGGCUUAGCAGGCCCUCAGGCACCCCAGCCUGUGGGUAGGGAGAGUGCUCUGGAGCCUACGCCAGCACCACGGGCUGGGGUGGCUGAAGUGGGUUUGGAUGAUGUGGAGAUCCAGGCUGGGUGUGGAAAAUCCUCCUCUUCCAUCCCCGGUGUCUCUCCAUGCCUCGGCCAUGGGAUCCAGCCAGCUGAUUGCAGCCCUGCAAGCCCAGGGAUGAGCCACUCGCUGUGCAGCUUCCCACGGUCUGCUCCAACCAGCCCUGCUGCCAGCACGCAAAGAGAGCCUUCGCCAGCCCCGGGCGCCCCCUCCCAGCCAGCCUCUGCAUGGGGCAGGAUGGAGAUGGUUUCCAAUAUCAUUUAUGAGGGACUGGAGCCCCCUUCGCAACCAGCUGGGUGUUCAGGGGAUGAGGAGCCUGCGAGGAACCGACCUACCCCACGGCCACUGGACUCAGCCACGCAGCAAGGGACCACACCAGCAGAGAAGCCUGACUCUCCCAGAUGGCCCAGCCUGGACCUGCCCCCCAUCCCACAGAGGCCAGAGCCUGCCGAGGAGCCCAUCAGUCCCUACUGUGAGGCCGUGUUUGGACGUGGGCUCCCUACCUGGGAGCAGAAGAGCACAGGGACCCCCGCUGUGCCAGGCUGUGAAGCGGUGCCAGAGCACUUCCCAGAGCUGAAGAGAGAGAGGCCCAGGACCAGCAGCGAGUGCAGCAGUGAGGGAACGGCAGAGGAGCAUGAGAGCCGGGCCCAACGGAUCAACUGGAUCCUCCAGAACAACACGAAGGACUAUGCCAUGGUGGAGGCUCCUCAGGCCGAGGGCUCCCAGUUCAGCCUUCCAUCUCACCUCUACCCAGACGAGGUCCUGGAUGACUUGACCAUCUCCCCAUAUGCCAGCUACACCUUGCUGUCUGAGCGCCCACCCACUGUGCUCAGCGGCUGGCUGGACAAGCUCUCCCCGCAGGGGAAUUACGUUUUCCAGAGGCGCUUCAUCAGAUUCGACGGGAAAAACCUCAUGUACUUCCACAGCGAGAAGGAGCCAUAUCCCAAGGGUGUGAUCCCGCUCUCUGUCAUUGAGAUGGCACGCGCCACCAAAGAGAACAAGUUCCAGGUCGUCACAAGCCACAGGAUCUUUGUCUUCAGAGCCGAGAAUGAAGCUCAGAGGAACGAGUGGUGCUCCACCCUGCAGAGAAAGGUGGCAGAGCAGCGGUUGGUCAGCCCCCAGCCCCGCCUGGCCAGCAGCACUCACUGCCAGAAGUGUGGCACCCUGGAGCUCAAGGGCCACAAGUCCAAGCUGUUUGCAGCUCUCAGCCUGGCCAACAUGUGGCUGUACAAGAGUGAGCAGUUCUUUAAAAUGGGCAUUGCCAUCUGCCUGAUAGAGCUCCACGGCGCCACCAUCCGGGAGGCCAAGAACCGUAGCUUCGAGCUCAUCAGCCCACUCAAGAUCUUCAGCUUUGUGGCCGAGUCAGAGCGGGAGAAACGGGAGUGGAUGGAGGCCCUGCAGGAUGCCAUUGCAGAGAUGCUGUAUGACUACGAGGUGGCUGAGAAAAUCUGGUCCAACAAAGCCAACAAGUUCUGUGCUGACUGCAGAGCCCUGAGCCCCGACUGGGCAUCCAUCAACCUGUGCGUAGUGAUCUGCAAGCAGUGUGCAGGUCAGCACCGGAGCCUGGGCUCCAGCGUGUCUAAGGUGCAGAGCCUGAAGCUCGACACCAGCGUCUGGAGCAAUGAGAUUGUCCAGCUGUUCAUCAUGCUGGGAAACGAGCGAGCAAACCGGUUCUGGGCCGCGUGCCUCCCGCCCUCUGAGGCCCUCUACCCAGACGCCAGCAUGGAGCAGAGACAGGUCUUCAUCACUCACAAAUACCGCGACGGGCGGUACCGCCGCCCGCACCCCCGCUACCCUUCCCAGGAUGACGUGCUGCAGGCGCUCUGUGCUGCUGUGGCAGGGCCCGGCCUGCUGAAGACGAUCCUGCAUUUCUUCUCUGCCACUGAAGCCGGGAUGGCAGCUGACACAGGGGGCUGCGACGGGUCGCAGGGAACCGAGCUCUGGCGGACCCCUGAGAGCAGCUGGCAUGGGAACCAUCCAGGGAGCCCCAGCGCGCAGGAGCCAAGUCUGGAAGGGGUCUACAAUGAGAUCACCCAGCCCGUGGUGCAUAGUGGCUACCUCUACAAGGCACCAGCCCUCUCCAAGCUCUCCGGCACCAGGAAGAGCAGAGAUGAACUGCACCGCGUCUGGUGCUCCCUGGAGAAGUCUCUCCUCUUCUAUGAGACUGACAAAUGUGCUGAGUCAGUGGGGAAGGUUGAGCUGGCUGACAUGGUCUCGCUGAGCGUGAGCAGAGCAGAUGAACUGGCCAGUCCUGGACCUCCGGACAGGUUUCGCUUCGCUUUGGAGCUCUUCCUGAGCGGUGACAAAGUGCAGCAGCUGGGAGCUGAUGGGCCAGACACCCUGCAGGCCUGGGCCAGCGCCAUCGGCAAGUGGUUCACACCGCUCAGCUGUCACUGCCUGCUGGGCUACGAGUUCCAGAGAGUGGGGCGGUUGCACUACAGAUCCAUGCUCAGUCCUGAGCAGUGGCUGCAGGGCUUCUUCAUUCUGCAAAAAGCCCACCUGUUCUUCUGCCCAGGGGAGGAGGGCGCAGCCGAGGACAGCAUCAACCUCCGGAGGCUGCAGGAGCUCAGUGUGGUGCCCCUCACUGAGACUCCUGAGAAGAAGGAGGUGCUGAUCCUGGUGGAGAUGGGGAGGACCUUUUACCUGCAGGGGGUGUCGCGGAUGGACUUUGCAGCAUGGUGCACGGACAUCCAGGCCUCGGCAGGGGGACGGGGCAACGCCCUGCGCGACCAGCAGCUCAGCAGGAGCGACAUCCCCAUCCUCGUGGACAGCUGCAUUGCCUUCAUCACCCAAUACGGGCUGCGACAUGAAGGCAUUUACCGGAAGAAUGGGGCCAAGUCCCGGAUCAAGGUGCUGAUGGAGCAGUUCCGCAGGGAUGCCCGCAACGUCAAGCUGCGCAUCAGUGACAACUUCAUCGAGGAUGUGACCGACGUGCUGAAGAGAUUCUUCCGGGAGCUCGAGGACCCUGUCUUCACCUCGGAGCUGCACCCCCAGUGGAAGGAGGCUUCGGCAAUAGCCCUGAAGUCCCAACGGCUGGAGCGCUACAAGGAGUUGAUCAACCGCCUGCCCCGCCUCAACCGCAGGACACUGGCUGCUCUGAUUGGUCACCUCUACCGCGUGCAGAAAUGUGCUGACUUCAAUCAGAUGAACACCAAGAACCUGUCACUGCUCUUUGCUCCCAGCCUUUUCCAGACAGAUGGCAAAGGGGAUGAGGUCAAGGUGAUGGAGGACCUGAUUGACAACUACGUCCGCAUUUUCAACAUUGACGAGGACCAGGUGUCGCAGAUGGAUCUAGAGAACAGCCUCAUCACCACCUGGAGGGAUGUGCAGCUCUCACAGGCUGGAGAUCUCAUCAUUGAGGUUUACCUGGAGCAGAAGCUGCCCGACUGCUGUGUCACCCUGAAGGUGUCGCCUACCAUGACGGCGGAGGAGCUGACCAAUCAGGUACUGGAGAUGCGCAACGUGUCAGCGAGCCUGGACAUCUGGCUGACCUUCGAGGCCCUGGAGAAUGGGGAGCUGGAGCGCCCCCUACACCCCAAGGAGAAGGUCCUGGAGCAGGCUCUGCAGUGGUGUAAGCUGCCUGAGCCCAGUACCGCCUACCUGUUGGUGAGGAAGGUUCCCAUUGGAGAAGGCAGCUGUCUCUUCACAGGUGCCAAGCGCAAGAGCCCCAAGUGUGGGGUGCUGAAGUGUCGGGAGGAGCCCCCCAAACUCCUGGGCUGCAAGUUUCAGGAGCGAUACUUCGUCAUCCAGGAUCACAAGCUGCUGCUGCUGAAGGAGAAAAGGAGUGCCCGGCCGGAGCGGGAGUGGCCCCUCGACAUGGCCAAGGUUUACAUGGGGAUUCGGAAGAAGCUGAAGCCGCCGUCCCAGUGGGGAUUCACUCUGAUCCUGGACAAGCAGCAGCUGUACCUGGCGUGCACGGGGCAGGCCGAGCUGUGGGACUGGACCACAAGCAUUCUGAAGGCUCAGCACGACGACCUGCGCCCAGUGAUCAUGCGGCGGCGCUCCUCCUCUGACCUCACCAAGCAGAAGUUUGGCACCAUGCCCCUGAUCCCUCUGCGGGGAGACAAUACAGAUGCCACCAUGCUCUCUGCCAACCAGACCCUGCGCCGCCUGCAUACGCGAAGGACUUUGUCUAUGUUCUUUCCCAUGAAGCUGCACCAGGACUCGGUAGAGGAGCAGCAGGAGGAGGCAGCGGACACGGAGCCUGUCUACGAGGAGGUGGGCGACUUCCCAGUGCUGGCCCCGCUGGGGCUGGACGGAGGCCUCCUGGCCGAGCUCUCCCAGGUGCCCGCCGUGGACAGAUCCAAGAAGCCGGUCCUGUUCCCAGAGCAGCCUGCGCCCCCAGCACUUCACUCCGCCCAGCCCAUCAGCCCAGAGCAGAGAGGGUCUGGUGCCCACUUCACCAAGUCACUUUCCCUUGAAAGGGGCCUGACCCUGGAGCCUGAAAAGGCCCCGGAGUGGGACAGGUCCCCUGGGCUCAGAGCCACCCAAACAGCCUCGCUCGAGAGAAACAUGGAGCUGCCCCGCACGCUGCCUGCUGUGGGGAGGGAGCAGAACUGGACUCGGAACCAGCACGCUGCGCUGCUGCCCCUUCCCCUGGAGCUGUCUCCCAGCCCCGAGCCCCUGCAGGAUGGUGCCAGGAAGAGGAGUGCCCAGCUGCCAUCACCCAUGAAUGAGAAACUCAUGCAGGAACUCAGCAGCAUCAUCCUCAAGAAGAACGAGUGCCAGGCAGACGGGCCUGAGCAGCAGGUCACGUGACCUUGCGUGUCAGGGACAGCCACAGAUUCCAUCCUGUGAUACCUGAGCCCUCUCUGGACACUCCUGCCUCACUCCCCACCUGGUAUUCCCAGGGCUGACUGCUGUGCCCCCGCCUCCCCCAACCCUGAGGAGCCGAGCGAGCCACCCCGGGAUGGGACACAGCAUUCAAGCCUCCAGCCCUGUGUAACGAUGCUGCCUUUCGUGGGACACUGCUGAGAGUACCAAUUCAGGACAAACUGCUUAGAGCAGGGCAGUUACAGCCCAAGGCUGGGGUUUCUCCACUUUUAAGGCACACCAAACCAGCCAGACAGAGAGGACUUUGGUUUUACCCCACUGGCUAACCACAAGUCACACAAGCAAUUCCCUUAGACACUCCAGUUUCCCAGUAUCACCACCAGUGCCACUCGUUAUAGGGAUGAAUGGUUAUGAAAACCAGUACCCCAGUAAAAGAAAAAAGGUUCUGUCGAUUCCAAAAGACCAAGCCCCAGACCCCUGUCAAUAUACAAAUCAGAUCUUACCCACAAAUCACGCUGUUGCCGGUCCUUUAGAAUCUAAAAUCUAAAGGUUUAUUUAUAAAAGGAAAAAGAUAUAGAUGAGAGCUAGAAUUAGUUAAAUGAAAUCAAUUACAUACAGUCAUGGCAAAGUUCUUGAGUCAGGCUUGUAGCCGUGAUGGAAUAAACUGCAGGUUCAAAUCAAGUCUCUGGAGUGCAUCCACAGCUGGGAUGGGUCAUUCAGUCCUUUGUUCAGAGCUUUGGUUUGUAGCAAGGUUCCUCCAGAGGUCAGAAGCAGGACUGAAGAGAAGAUGGAGAGGUUUUCAGGGCCUUUUAUAUUCUCUGCCCGUGGAAGGACACCCCUUUGUUUUUACUGUGGAAAAUCACAGCAGCAAGAUGGAGUCUGGAGUCACAUGGGCAAGUCACAUGUCCAUGCAUGACUCAGUUUGCAGGCUGAUGCCAUUGCUUACACGUUAGUUUGAACGUUCCCAGGAAAGCUCAGAUGUGGAUUAGCAUCUCCCAAAGUCCAUAUACUUAUAACUUGAACUACAAAAAUGAUACACGCAUACAGACAGCGUAAUCAUAACCAGCAAAUCAUAACCUGGACAUAGACACCUCACUCGACAACCUUUAUACAAUAUUUGGUGCCAUAUCAUGUACAAUAUCAGGAUCUUGGUUGCAACAAUGGUCUACACGGUCACAGUUUGUGUCAAUAACAUCACAAACUGCCCUCCCAGGGUUCCUCCAGCUCUCCUGCCUAGGCCAGGUGGUGUCAGCUAAAGGCAGCAAGGGGGACAUCUCCAGGUGCUUGUUAGUGGGAUACAGAAGUCAGCUCUGCCCCUUGAGCACUGAGUCAGAGCAGUGUCUGCCACCAGAGCACUGCACCCACCGCAGGGGGACAUGCCGGCUCCGAUACCCCCACAGGAGGGCACGGGACUGGAGUCUGCCCUGGGUCACGGGCAGGGCAACUGAGGCGGGAGGAGGAGAUUGUGCCUGAGCCCAGCUCUGCAAAGCAAAGGGAAGUCACUGAGAAGGGAAAAGCAGAAACUAAAUUACAGGAACGAGGCGAAUUUUUGCAGACUUGUAUUGUGCCUGGGUGUCUGCGUGGGAGGUGUGUGUGUCUUUCUGUCUGGGUGGCUCCAGUGUGUAUUACAUCUGCGUGGGAGGUGUGUGCGGUGGCUGUGUGUGGUUCCUGUGGCACAGUGCCUGUGCCGGCUGUGCAGGACGUGUGCAAUGACUGUGUGUGGUUCCUGUGGCACAGUGCAUGUGCCCACUGUGCGGCAGGUGUGCAAUGGUUGUGUGUGGUUCGAGUGUGCACAAUACCUGUGCUGGCUGUGUGGGAGGUGUGCGAUGGCUGUUUAUGGUUCCCAUGUGCGUGAUGCCUACGUGUCAUGUAGUUUCCUGCACUGAGGGAUUGACCUCCCCUGGUAUGAGGGGUCCAGAACUGGAGGGGAGAUGAAAGAAGAUCCCAAUUCUUGCUGCGUAGCUAGAGCCCAGGUCUGGCGGGUGGAGGCAGUGCUCCUCGGAAGGGCCCAGCAGCGUUGGGGCCUCUGUUACCAGAUGUGCCCAUUACUUUGGGGUAGGCUCAUUUAUUAGGGUUACUCUUCGGGGGAGGGGAUUCUGUAAUUCUAUUAAUGUACUGCUUAUGUCACUUGUGUGUUCAUAUGGAGCUCUACUCCUUCCUUCUGCAAGUCCCCUUCCAAUGCAGCUAUCCUACAGAACCUAGGUUCCCCAGGACUGGGUUCUUCUAGCCCUAGAACCAGAUGAACACGCAUGCACACACACCCAGACUAACAGAGCAAGUCUGAGCGGACCGGGUCAAUCAGCACUCUCAAGCUGACCCCCUUACAUGUCCCUGUACUCAAUGGGCUGGGUCAAGCAGCACUUUCAAGCUGUCAUCCUUAUGUGCCCCUGGUCUCAAUAGGCUGGGCAAAGCAGCACUUUCAGGUGCCACCCUUAUGUGCCACAGGUUUAACAUGUCUCUGUCCCUACUUUCACAUCACAAUUGUACUGGUAGUAACCCACUUGAUGAGCAAACCUCACAGUAUUUUGGGCACUGCAGGGAUCUUUAGGUAAAACAAGUGUUGCUGCAGAGUAAAUGGGGGAAGCUAAAAACACAAGAGUAAAGUUCAGAGAGAAAGAGAGAGAAGCAACCAACUUAACCAUAAAAGUUAUUUAUUGAAUAAUAGUGAUAACUACACAAGGAGAACCUAAACCAACAUAACAGUUACAUUAUUAAAGGUUAAUACCUGAGGUAGAAAAGGAAACAGAGAGAAGGGAGGGAGGGACCACACCCACUCCACAGAGCUUUAACUGGUCGGGGUUCCCAGGUGAUGGUGGUAGCUCAGGGUCCUGAGUGCUGGAGAUAGGCAGAGCCCCCAGCACGAUCAGUCAGGGGAUGGAAUCCCAGUGAAACUGAUACAGAGUUUGGGUCCAUGCAUCAGAACACUUACUUGGGCAUAGGUAAGGGUUUUUGUAGAGAAAAUACAAUGGUUCAAGGGAGAACACUAGAUUUGUUUAUGGGUAAACUGAUGACGCAAGGGUUUUCUUUAGGCUAGAUAAUAGGAGCUGAUCACUCUUGGCUAUGGGUGGUGUUUUCUUCCAGGGAGCUCACAGUGCAGCUAGGCUGCUUCAGUAUUUUGGAUAUCAAUCAAGGAUUCAUUACUAGAAUUGGUCUGAUAACUGCUGAGCUGGGUGUGUGCAGGCAUAGGUUCAUUAAUAUCUGGAGCAGAGAUUCCCCCAUGAUGCAGUGCUUCCCUGCUUUUCUGGUCCCAGAGUUCAGUGUGGUUCUCUGUUCUCCAUUCUGUAUGCAAAUGGGGAUGUCUCCCUGUUCCAUCUUUCAUGCAGAUGAGGCUAGGGGUGUUGUCCCUGUUCUUUAUUUUGAAUGCUAAUGGAGAUGUCUUAAUCUUGUCACCCUUGUCAGGAGGGGUCUGGGUGUGUCUCCCAAUGCCUUUCACUGCUCUCUGUAAGCCUUUUCUCUGAUCGGUUUUGGUUCAAGCAGAGACUGGUGUGUGGGGGUGUCUUUCAUGAGUCAGACAGGCUGGAUACUGCACCCUGGUUCCCCAAGAACACAGAGCUGAUUGGUAUCACCUCUUCUGAGAAGAGGGGCUCGAGGAGGAAUUAGGGGCAGUAGCCAAGGUGAGAGAGCAGCCAGGCAGUGAAGAGUCCUCCCUGCUGACCUGUGCUAUGCCAUGGCCCAGCACAACUCUGCAUGUGUCUAUAGUGUCAGUAUAGACUGUGUACAUGCUGCCCGGGGCAGGACCAGGCUGGAGGAUGGACCCCCAGGUCCUGUUCCUGGAUAUUUAUACUCAUUCCCUACACCUGCAGUGCAAAUAAAAACUCUUUUUGCA
Messenger RNA from Chelonia mydas (Green sea turtle), 9529 nucleotides. It is a transcript of the gene ARAP3, whose product is annotated as ArfGAP with RhoGAP domain, ankyrin repeat and PH domain 3. The transcript has 34 exons. Gene Ontology annotation, molecular function: protein binding; phosphatidylinositol-3,4,5-trisphosphate binding; GTPase activator activity. Bases 166 to 5688 code for a protein of 1840 amino acids. Gene Ontology annotation, biological process: signal transduction; positive regulation of GTPase activity. The record is from RefSeq and is a predicted model, not a curated record. Lineage: Eukaryota; Metazoa; Chordata; Testudines; Cheloniidae.